CCACCCCCUCCCCCGUCUAUGUCUCCGUCAGCCCCUCUCCCAGCCCCUGUAGCCCCUCCUCGCUGUGAGCACUGUGCGUAUGUGUCUGUUCCAGUGCGAGCUGCAGCUCUCGGAACAGGCAAUUACAAGCUGCUCCCCGUACAUGGGGUGUCAGAGCGUUCGGGGGUCCCACUACAGCGCUUGCAGCUUUUUGGAUUUGUGGGGAGGUUCAAAUACCGGGAGAGAAACAUCUCUGGGGGGCUUGCAGGGAUUUACAUGGAUUGGUAACCAGUCAUUGGAUUGUACCGUGUCUCUGAUGUUCUGCCUUUGGGAAUCUUUUGCAGAGAGAUGGGGAAACUUUACUCGAAACACGUUUGCAAACCCAGAGAAAGUCCUGAAGGUGAUAGCUUUGCAGUAAAUGCCUGCUUAGCACGGAAAGGCAUUGAGGACUGGAUUGCAAAACAGAAGUCACCAUCUAACUCCAAUGUCAAGACCGGGUGCAGAAUCACCCAGAGGGAUUCAUCAGAUGAAAUUUGUAAAGAUAACAUUGCAAAUGAGCAUUUUCAUCUGGAAGUUGCUCUGCCAGAAGAGAAGAGCGAGGGUCUAUUUACCAGCGAUGACAGGAAAGCAGAUAAAGAUACAGAUGGACGUGUUAAAAAGCAGCUCAAAUUUGAAGAAUUGCAGUGUGAUGUAUCUGUUGAAGAAGAUAAUAGGCAAGAAUGGACCUUCACAUUGUAUGAUUUUGACAACAGUGGAAGGGUUACCCGAGAGGACAUUACUAGUUUGCUACAUACAAUAUAUGAAGUAUUUGAUGCGUCAGUAAACCACUCAUCAAGCUCAAGUAAAACCUUGCGCGUUAAGCUGUCUGUGGCCCCUGAUGCCACCCUAAAAAAGAGGACUGUGUUGGUGAAUCAUACAGAGAUGCAAAAUGGUAGACAUAGGAGUGAAAGCAAAGCCACAGAGGAUUUACGGGGCUCAGAAAAAAAACAGCGUGGACCUGGAAGGCUUGAAAAUGUGACUGAGCAAACAGAAUGUCUACGACAAUGCGUAGAUGAAAACAUAGAAAGAAGAAAUCACUAUUUGGAUCUUGCUGGAAUUGAGAACUACACUUCUCGAUUUGGACCAGGGUCACCACCAAUGUGUGAAAAGCAUGACUCGCAGGCAAAAGCUUCUAAUCAGAUGAGAUCUCGUUCACAUGAACCUGAAACCAUUAACGUCCACCAUAGGAGAUCCCAGGCUUUGGACACAGGACAUUUCAACUUGACUGAACUAUCUCAUGUUAAAAUGGCAGAAGUUCAGCAAAGGCAACGUGGUCAAGAAAAUAUUAAACACUCUGUUCGAUCUCCCAGAGCAUCAAAUAAAAAUGGACAUCUCUCUACAAGCCAGCCUGGAAGAACAAGAAACAAGCCCAGCCAGAAUGUAUCUAUGCCAGUGACUCCACCAAAUGCACUUAUGGGCCAGAGCUACCCAUACCAUCCUGUGCCACCUCAGCCAAUUCAAAGGAAAAGCAAGCAAAAGACCAAGGAUGGACAUCAGAUGUGCAAGGCCUUUCAGUCUUCAGUGAAUGUGGUAGAGAAGGAGCAUGUGAGAGAUCUCCCCAGCAUGGUAUUAUAUGAAGGCCAUGUUGGACACAUGGUACAAAGACACGAGCACCAUCAUCAUCAUGAGCAUCACCACCACUAUCACCACUUUUACCAAACAUAAAUGAGGACCAUUUAUACAACACCUUCAGAGUAUGCCUAAAAUCCAGUAACCCAUUAUAAAAAUGUUCUUCACCUGAAACUUAUCUGAUCCUUCAGCUGUGGAAGUAAUAGCUAAACUUGUUGAGCUUCAACAUAUAUGUUCUGGAAGUGUAUAGAGAAUUUAAGUGCACAUUUUAUGGACACAGCUGGAAUAUAAACAGAGGUCAUCAAGCACUUCUUUCAACAAGACACUUUAUGGAUGAAGCCUAGUAUAAAGUGUUCUUUAUACAUCUGAAAACUGAACUUAUUGCACAGAAGCCUUUAUCAGGGGAAUCAGUACUGUCUGAGCUUUUUCAGACCCCUGACAAACAGCGUGCUACCUCUAGUAUUAUCCAGACUUUUCUUCACUGAUGUAAAGAGCUAUAGGAAGGGUGGACACAAUUUACAAAUCUCAUCUGGUAUUGUGUUUACAUUUAUACUAUUAAAGUUAUCUUAAUGAAUACUAGGAAAAUUAGGUGGAUUUUCCAACAUAUGCCUGUAUGUUAAUCUUCUGUUUAAUAUUUAUAUGUAAGGUAUUUUAAACAAUCUCUUUUUUUCUGUUCUUGCUGUUAUUGCCUAUUUUUUAUUUUUGCUUCACUCACAUGGAAUCUAUUUGCAGUGUUAGGCCAUGUUUUGGAAAUUGGCACUUGUUCACAGUAUCAUCGGAAAAAGUAAAAAGCAUAUGGCAACAGUUGUAUGAAUAUGCAUUUAUAGGGCAGAAAAUGUUUUAAAAUACUGAAAACUUCCUAUUUUGAAGUAAAAAUAUUCCCUGCUUAUGGACUGUGUUAAUGUUUUUCAAUCAUCUGUAGGUUAUUAGGGCACAGUUUAUUGGGUCCAGAUACCAUUCCUUGAUAUAUAUACAUAACAGUCCAAAAACCUGUUACUGACCACACAUCUUUUCUAUUGUCGGCUUUAAUGGAAUAGCCAUUCUUGAAGAAAAUCAUGGUAACCUUUGCAGAAGUGCAGAUAUUUAGUAAAGAGAUGUCUUUGCUCAUAUAAGCUAUGCCGUCAUAAUUUCUGUACUAUUUACAGCAAAAGAAAACAGAAGAUAAAUCUUGCUUUAAAUAUAGGAUAACAAAUAACAAGAAACCACAUUACUUUGAACAUAUAACAGAAAUAAGGCAGUUCUUGUUUAUUAUUGAUUAGUGGAAUUGAACAUUUUAUUAUUUUCAUCUUAAAAGUUGGGAAGCAUAUAUAUAUAUAUAUAUAUAUAUAUAUAUAUAUAUAUAUAUAUAUAUAUAUAUAUAUAUACACAUACAUAAAUGUAUAAAUGUAUUAUCUAUACACUCAGGUAUUUUAUUUUUUUUUUUGCGUUUAGAAAUCUGUGGUUGGCUACAAAGUGCUUUUUUAUGUUUUUUUUAUUCUUAUGCUCAUGAAGAGUUUUAGUGUGUGUAUUUAGAACACAUGGAAACCUGGCAAUGUAAUAUUUAACCUGUUGUACAGACCCUAUUUGACCCAUUUACAUCUUUUGGUGAAGCACAGGAUUGCUUACUCCUUGGAAAUUUAAAGGUUAGAUGUUAAUUGUGAAGUUUUUCUUUGUUGUAUAUGCACAAAUAUAAGAGAACUGUAUAGAACCAUUGGAAAACAUUUAUAAUGUAUAAGUAAAUGAACAUGAAGGUUUUAUAUAUUUUACUCAAGGGGCUAUUUCAGAAUUUUCAGUAUUAAUGCAAUUUUACCCAUUUGCUGUGUAGAGCUGGGAUUUGUGUAAUACAGAUCUUUGUGAUUACUUUGUAGGAUGACUGUCACAUGACUUUAAGUAUGUUACAAAUCAGCCCAUUUAUAGCAACUUGUCUAUUGGUCAUUUAUUAUUAAUUGUUUAUAAUUAAUUAAUUAUUAAUUGUUUGCCUGUCUAUCCUGCGAUAAACCAAAUGGUUCACAAGCGCACCCAGUCCUCUAGAGUAAAUUUCAUAAUUCUCUAGUGAGGCAGCACUUCCCCAAAGUGCAAGCAAAAAGAAGGUACCCCCACUCAAAAGACAAUUGAAGCAGGGAAGUAGUCCCUAUCAGAUGAUCAAACAUUUUGUUGGAGCCUUUCCCUUCAUCUGGUGUUGCAACAGCCACAAUAAACAACAUACUAGUAGGGGUUAUACAAUAAAAAGUGCAAAAUUUGCUACAUAUGGGGCUUAGUUGUGAACUCAAGUGUGGUGCCACACUUUUGUGGUUUUGUUAUAACUUGAAAAAAGGGCACCCCCCAUCCCCCAAAACAUUCUUUCAGUCUUCUGAAUUACCUGUUUCAAUUGCCUUUUGACUGCAGAUAACUUAUUUUUCCUUUCUAUUCUGUCUCAUUUUCAAUUGCAAUUUAAAGGACAUGUCAACCCCCAAAAAAAGUUUUUGCCUAAUAAAAGAAAACAUAAUUCUAAGCAACUUUCCAAUAUCAAUUUAUUAAAAAUUAUUAGUGCUUUAAAAGUUAUUUGUAAAUGUAAUUGCGCCAGGAUCCUCCUGCAAGAAUGGUCUGUAAAAUCUGCUGCCUUGUGUUAUGUUGUUUCAAAUGCCAGAGCCACCAGGGCAGAGAAUAGACAGGACAGGCAGACACUGCUUCUAAUAGCAGUUAUAUAUACAAAUAACAAAUAACUUUGUCCUUUAGACAAAACACUCAUUUUCUGUUAGGCUUAAAUACAGUUGUUUUUACUUAUUGCUUAUUAUUAUAUAGAGUCCCCCUCCUAAUUCUUUUAUAAAUACUGUCUGCUUGCUAGGGCAUCUGGUACAACAAAAAGUGAUGUAAUUCUAAACCACAAAAAAAUUAGUACUGGUUAUCUUAUGUAUACCACCAACUAUAUCAUACUAAAUGUCAUUAAAUAUUAAGGUUAACUGCCCCUUUAAAAAUUUUUGUUGCAGACUUUAUCUUUUUAAAAGUUUUAGUCCUAUUCUGCUUAAAAAAUUGUCACUGUGCAAACAUAAAGGGAGUAGGGAAUCUAGAAAUAAUGUUUUGGUUUACUUGGAAUAUAUAAUAUAUUUAAAGUGAAAGCACCUAUUGAAUGCAAUUUGCUGUAAUGUGAAUUACAUUAGUUAAUGACUGCCAAUGUAUCUGUACAUUAACAGGGUUAAGUAGCAGUUUCUCUACAAAAUAGAAAUACCCCAUCUCCUGUAUGCCCCCCACCAUUUGUAAGUGAGAAUGAGAACAGGAAUGCUAGUCGGAUUACAAAAACAGUACCCAAAUGAAUACCCAUUUGUAUUUCAAUUCUCAUGUAUUUUUAAUAAAAAUGUUAUUAGAACAAACUCCACUUUUACAAAGAAAAAAAUGUUGAUGUUGAAAAUACUUAAAGAGGUAGUAAUCCCCUCGUUUCAACAUAUGUUGGAUUAAUAUGGCUUGCGCUAACCAUUAUUUUUGUGUGUUUUAAUGAAUAAAUCUCUACAGUUUUUGUGAUGUUUUGCAAGGACAGGGAAGUAAAUAAAGUGGAAUGUUACUUUAAUUUCAUUUUUUAGAUUUUGCCUUGUUUACAGGGGCACUGCUGCCCUGAGGCAAGUUGAGAAACUCGCCUCAGACAGUAGUACCCCCAGGCAAAAAAGCCGCUCCUGGUAACCUUAAGAGCCGAAUAUCGUUUUUUGUUUUUUUUUUAAUCAGAAAUUCAGCUCUGCUAGUGCAGAGAGCGCAACUGUGCCCUCUAUACUAGUGAUGCGGCCAAACCUGGACCCCCUCUGGUUCUGUAAAGGUAAGCAUGGGGGGUGACAUCUCAGGAACCGCCUCAGGGGCCUGAAACACCACUGCCUAUUUAGUGCAAAGAACUAGAUAUUUCUUAAUUAAGAAAAAUAGACAAAAAGUACUUUCAGCACAAGCCCUAUUCAUUAAAAUAAUGUUUUUUUCUGACAAAAGCCUUUGGUGCUAAUGCAGCAGUUUGACCAGACACAGUAACCUAUGUCAACCAAUCAAAUAUUCUAAUUACUGUAAAGGACCAGUAAAUGAUAAUUUCUUAUUGGUUUGUUACUAGAGUUGGCAGUGUCGCACUGGGAUGCCAGGGGCCCACCAGAUAACAUUAGACCAUAGACCCAGUCUCCAAACUGUUUAUCCUGCUGCCCUCACUUAGCCCAUUUAUUCUCCUAGUUUCUUUUGUUUAGAUACUAUAUCUAUCCUUCCAUCUAUUUCUCCUUUUUAUUUCCAUAUAGAAAUAGGAAAUGACCAUGUAACCGGUUUAGGUGCUGUAAAUAAGAGGGCCCAUUGACACCUGGGCUUACCAGUUUUCCUGGUGGGCCAUUCUGACACUGAUACCUAGAGCAAACUUUGUACCUGUGGCUACAUAAUCCAGUCUCCCAAUUUCCAUCUCCCAAUAAGAAUGUCAUUUUAUUAAAUAAAACUAUAUAUGGAAUAAGAAAGUUGAAGAAUAGGUUUUAAAAUUUCUGCUAAAAAAAAGCAAAGACUUGGUACUUAGACUGGAUAGGAAAUGUGGAAUAGUUAAACAAUCAUAAACACACCUUUUUCAACUUGAGCAAAAUAAGUAGAACGUAUGCUAAAAAUAAAUUUUGCCUAUUCUUUUCAUUUAUUUUAUUAUAAAGUCGGAAGGGAUAGUAACUUAGGUUGAAAAAUAUCCAUUGAGUUUAGCCUUUAAUGUCUAAAUGAAACCUGCCUAGUUGAUCCAGAGGAGGCAAAAAUUGCAUAAUUGUUUUGAUUCAUCGCUUAGAAGCAAUCCACUCCCAUCUUCAUUGUCUUGUGUAUGCAAUAUUGGGUACAGCUGUCUUUGUACAUAUGGGGGUGGAUUUUGGUGUGGAAACAAAAGUAUGCAUUUUCACACCAAAAUCCGACCACUGUAGGAACUUAAAAGCCUUUACUAUGGCUGACACUUUCAUGCACAAAACAGUACAGAUGGGAACAGAUCAAAAUAUGCCAUUGGAGAAAAUGCCAAAUGUCCUUACUGUCUUUUUUGUGAUUAGCUGUGAGAUUUUAACAUUAUGCCUGUCCUUUUUCAUAGGUAUAAUGAACUUCUGCCUGUUUACCCUGAUAAGCUCCAGAAAUAACAAAAUUAAAAUUAAUUGUAAUUAAUGCAGUUGGUAAAAAAGUGUCCAACUUUAUUUCCCUUAAGUUUAACAAAGGCGUAAAUUGCCUCUUUAAUGCCCCAUUUUUUUUAAUGUGUUAGCUUUUAGCACAUAUACAAUUUCUAGGGUGAUUUAAGGAUUCUCAGCUAUUAAUAUGAUAUCCAGCAGGUGUAUGCAGAAGUACUGCGAUAUUUUCAGAAGUGUGUAGUGCUUGCAUUGUGAUUAAUUUCACCAUGUUUAUUUAACACAUAUUUUUAUACUUACCAUUUGCUGGUUUUGAAAGCUUUAAAUGGCAAAAACCUGAAUUGUAUCUUACUUCAUUCAUUAUUCUUACAUAAAUAGAGAAUUCUUUUCUAGAAGAUUUUUUUUUUCCUUUUUCUAUCUUAAAAUCGCUGAAACUGUGCAAUGCAGCAACUGCAAAACAGAAGGUGGAACCUUUAACUGAAUAUUAGUAAGGGGAAGUAAUUAAAAGUGACAUUAGAUUAGUGAAUCUAAAAAUAACAGGAAUGUGGAUCUGACAGAACCUAGACUUUGUGAAAUAUAUAAUUUACCUUUAAAUAAGCCCUAGUAUGAUACAGAUUAGACUAAUCUAAGCAACAUUUUAGUUGGUCUUUUUUUAUUCUUUAUGGCUUUUUUAAUUAUUAGUCUGGGAAUUCUGCCUCUUUAUGUCUUGCAAUUUAAAGAGCUGUCUAGUUGUGGGGACUAACUCCAGAAAACAAAAAAAACGGUUGACUGUGAAGUUAUAAUUUAAUCAUUAUUCAUAUUUAUUUCUUAUAUUUCUAUUCAGUCCCUCAAAUAUUUAUUGAAAGAAAAGAACACCCUUUAAAAGAUCUACGUAAUUUCUUGUGCCUGAUAAAUACAUAUAAAUCAACCAACUAUUAAUAAGUGGGUGCUGUUAUAUAUCUCAGUACCCACAUCUUUUUUCUAGAGCUGAUCAGGGUAAAAAUACACAUGCAUGUAUAAAUUAUGAAUGAAAUCACGUAAAAAAAAAUUCUGAAAGAUAAGGAGUGCAAAAGAGCAGACAAGGGGUUAACUUAUCUCCCCUAAACUUUAAGGGCCAUGUUGCCUACAAUAAAUCUGCACUACUGUGUUUGACAAAUUUCCUGAAAAUGGUUUCCCACUGGAAUUAAUGUAAAUAGCUGGUGGGAAAACAUUUCCAGCGCUUUAAAGUUGACAUAUAUGAUAUGCAGGUCAAUAGCCCAUGAUUUAAGAUUUGGGUGCUUUUGGGAUAUAAAGUGAGUGCUUUUGCCAGUACUUAUCAAUACGCUUGCCCCAUUGGGAUCUGUUUGUUUGUCAUGGCUUUGAAUUGAGAUUUAAUCAUAAUUGGAUUAAUGUCAUGGCAUUGGCCGUUCAUUAUAGAUUGUAUAGGUAUCUUUACAGAGCAGAUUAUGUAGAUGUCUAUUGUGUGAUGUAUCAUAAAGGCUUCAUUUAAAUUAAUAUUAGGUAACAUAAUUGUCUAAGAGUAAUUUGAUGGACACUCAGUACAACACAUAUGUAGAAUGUAUCAUUCCCAUUACAAUUAUACUGAUCUAAUGUAGCCCCCAAAAGUUCCUUUUAUGCAGAAACAACAAACAAAUCAUAAUUGACUUUUUAAACUUUUUUCACAUUGCAACAGUUGCAGACUUUUUAAAAAUUCUGUUCCGUUUAUUACUUUACUAUUAAUAAAGCCAGAUAGAUUCGCAGUCUGCUAUGUGUUCUCCUAUGUCAUUCUGUAUGGCACUGAUUUCUUUUAUUCUUUUUUGAAGAUGUUAGAGUCUUAUUUUGUCUUUGUACUCUGUAUUGUACUCAAAGGGUUAAGUCUGCAUUUCUGUUUUCUUUACUCACAGGUUUCUUACAUUUACUUACCAUACCAAUUUACCACUGAACAACUUUGUUUAACCUGUAUUUAUAUACCCCCUGGUUUAUGAAAUAACUGAAAACAAAUGUAUGUUUAGCUGUAAAAAAUGACUAUUUAUAUUAACACUGUGUGAUGCAUUAAAAAAUGAUUUUUUACCAUGCAA
Messenger RNA from Xenopus tropicalis (tropical clawed frog), 8662 nucleotides. It is a transcript of the gene nkd1, whose product is annotated as naked cuticle homolog 1. The transcript has 10 exons. Gene Ontology annotation, cellular component: cytoplasm; plasma membrane. Bases 328 to 1683 code for a protein of 451 amino acids. Lineage: Eukaryota; Metazoa; Chordata; Amphibia; Anura; Pipidae. The record is from RefSeq and is a predicted model, not a curated record. Gene Ontology annotation, molecular function: calcium ion binding. Gene Ontology annotation, biological process: negative regulation of Wnt signaling pathway; Wnt signaling pathway; negative regulation of canonical Wnt signaling pathway.